Amphibalanus amphitrite is the source of this 1701-nucleotide messenger RNA. RefSeq lists its product as uncharacterized. The coding region runs from base 23 to 1630 and encodes 535 amino acids. The transcript has 2 exons. The record is from RefSeq and is a predicted model, not a curated record. Lineage: Eukaryota; Metazoa; Arthropoda; Thecostraca; Balanomorpha; Balanidae.
CGCUGACGACUUAACGAUUAUCAUGGAUGGAUCUGAGCUAUCUCUAAAUAAAUGUAUGGAUACCUUUGAGGACUUCGAAACAGCAUCUGGGCUGAAAUUGAACCGGCAUAAGUCACAAGCUCUAUGGUUGGGUAGGAACGGGCAUUUAAGAAAGCCGAUUUGCACGCAAUUUAAUAUCCAGUGGCCAACGACACCCAUUAAUGUAUUGGGCGUGAAGGUAUCUAACAACCCGAAUAUUAACAUUUCAGAAAUAAAUUAUAAUGAGAAAUUUGUCAUAAUGAAGGAUAAACUAGCGCCAUGGAUAGGUCGCGGUCUUACUCCAUACGGGCGCGUUCACCUUUUGAAAACCGAAUUGAUAUCUCAGCUGGUGUAUGUUAUGACAGUGCUUCCAGCUCCUCCAAAACCAUUUAUAAAAGAAGUAGAAAAGCUCAUGUUCAAAUUCAUAUGGGGCGGAAAGAAAGAUAAAGUCAAACGUAUGACAUUAAAAAGUAAAUAUAAAGGUGGCGGCCUAAAGGUGCCAGACUUAGCACUUCAGGCACAGAGUUUAAAGGUUACCUGGAAGGGCCUGGUGACCCCAAUGCUUUUUCUAAAUGACGACAUAACGCUGUUUCACUGCAAUACAAAUGCAAAGUACAUAAAAAACACGGUAAAGAAUACUUUUUGGGAGGAAACGUGCAUUGCAUGGAAUAACAUUAACGGAGCUAAUCUUAGUGCCACAGAUCAAUUGCAAAAUAGCAUAUUAUGGGCGAACAAAGAUUUGAACAUAGAAAGCAAUGCCAAUAUCAACAGGAAACAUUUAAUAGAAAAAGGUAUCAUUAGACUAGCAGAUAUAUGUAACUUACGAAAGAAAGAAUUAAUGACAGUUAAUGAAAUUUCACAAAAAUUUGGUGUGCACCCAAUGGUUUCAGCGGCAAUAAAAAACGCAGUGCCAACCGCUUGGAGCAAUAAAAUACGAAACCUUCAGAGAAGUGUCAAUGCAACAUCUAUAGAACAGUUGCAAAAUUCAUCUAAACCAGCAAGAUGGGCAUACUCCAAGUUAUUAGAACAAGUAUUAGAUACUACUCGGGGUGAAAAAUCGCACACAAAGUGGGAAGCAGAGCUUGAAGGUGGAAGGCGGCUGAAUUGGCCUGCUAUUUACGCACGAUUGCAUUACGCUGUUGAAGAUGUUAAUCUAAAAUGGUUGAAUUACAGAUGCAUAAAAAGAAUUUUACCAACAAACAAACUUCUUUUUACUUGUAACAUCAAAGAUACGGAUCGAUGUACGUACUGUCACCAGGUGGAAACAAUUGGACAUUUAUUCUGGCAUUGCCACCGAGUAAGGGCUUUUUGGAGCAGUAUUGGUGAGUUAUUUAACGAGCGCAAUAUUACAUACAAAGUCGUAGUCACCGGUUUUGAGCACAACGAUUCCGCGGUCUGCAAGCGCAUCAAUACUAUUCUUUCAUUGGGAAAACAGUUUAUAUGGUAUAAGAGGGAAUGCAAUAGUCACUUAUCUGAGCCCACAUUCGUCACUUACCUGUACAACUAUCUUAAAGUAGAAAGGUAUGCUUAUAAAAUAAAUGAUCGAGAAACGAAAUUCAACGAUACCUGGGGCUCGCUGUUUUGCGCUUUAGCGGAGCGUGUAGAAAGGUAACCGCCUUAGAAUAUGAAACAAGCACUUUGUGACUAAUUAUUGUUGUGUGUCACGAUGUUUGCGUAGUGCAA